Sungouiella intermedia is the source of this 1281-nucleotide messenger RNA. The record is from the annotation of a GenBank genome assembly. Lineage: Eukaryota; Fungi; Ascomycota; Pichiomycetes; Serinales; Metschnikowiaceae.
AUGUCUGAUAGAACCAAAAGUGGAAUUGGCCCUUCCAAGCUCCCAGAAACGAUUGUUUCUCCCUAUAGAUCCAUAACUCAGCUUAUCUCUCUUGGCUCUAAACUCCAGAACAAACACACCUGUGCAGAUGCUCUUCGAGAAGUCCAGGUUCUUCAACUGCGAGGAAAACUUCCACACGGAGUCGAAUGUACAGCGUUGUUUGCGUCCUUGGCUCUAGCCGACAUUCCGGGCGCUAACACUUUUGUUCUUCGAAACGCAUAUGCGCUGGCUUUAGUGCGAUUUGUCAAUGGAAUGCUAGAUCCGUUCCAGCAGGGCCAAUAUGCCAGUGCGCUAGUCAACAUCGCCAAAAUCGUGGGGCUUCCUCUAAGUUUUGUGGAGAUUCGCCAUGCUGCCACCCACGAGGAGUUGCCUACGCUUGAAGCGUUGCGUGCUCUGGCGUUGAAGGCUACUAAGUGGUUGCAAGACAACUUCUGGUCGGAGUUGAAUGAAGAUGUCAGUGGUGAAAGCUCGCAGGGAAGAAAUAGCGGUGUGGUUGAAAGUAAGGCUGCUUAUGGAGCCUCGGACGGUGACAUUGUCAGAUGGUUGAAAAUCUUCAAGCGUGGCCGCAAGAGACUGCUAGACUCUGAGAGGUUGGUGAGGCCACUAAUCUGUGAUUAUGACCAGCAAAUUUACUGGAGUGCCAUCGACAGCUUAGCUAGCGAGUGCAAGAAUAAUCAGACGAAGGUGGCGGAAAUCUUGGUGCAACAUUUUCUUGUUAAGAGGAUAGAGGCAAAGACGAAAACAGCCAUAAAGGUGUACCUGCCGUUGGUGGAGUAUUUGGGAGUUGAGUUUCGUUGGAACGUGCUGCUUACACUCAUCCACCAGAGCUCACUGCUCAUUCCUGGGCAUUUCGAUGGCUGUUCUUUGGUUCAGAGUGAGCAAUGGCUACAGCAUUUGAUCCCGGUAGUUUUACAGGGUCCAUUCCAGUUCGGAAUGGUCAAAUGCAAGGACGAUGCCAUUAUAGCUCUACGCACAAAUUUGACUCUCCUUGAGGUGGAAAGUCUGAUCCGCAUCGCUGUAGAGGAUUUUCUUUCUGGAUCAAAUAAGAAGAAGUUCAUGUUGCCUCCUCUGUUGGAGGAGAUUCUCUCGGAGCAGGUAAGCACGGAAACAAGCACAGAAACAAGUACAGAAACAAGCAUCGAGCCGGAAGAAAAGGUUGAGAACGAUUACAAGAGACACAAAGCUGCUUGUGUUUUUGGCAGCCAUGAUAAUUGGACCAUUAAGCCGUUUGGUGUGGCAUGA